Messenger RNA from Mycena indigotica, 1380 nucleotides. RefSeq names its product Initiator tRNA phosphoribosyl transferase. Gene Ontology annotation, biological process: charged-tRNA amino acid modification. Bases 1 to 1380 code for a protein of 459 amino acids. The record is from RefSeq and is a predicted model, not a curated record. Gene Ontology annotation, cellular component: cytoplasm. Gene Ontology annotation, molecular function: tRNA adenosine(64)-2'-O-ribosylphosphate transferase activity. The transcript has 5 exons. Lineage: Eukaryota; Fungi; Basidiomycota; Agaricomycetes; Agaricales; Mycenaceae.
AUGUUCAACCAUGAGUCCGACGACCGAGAAGCAUUGAAGCAACUCCGCAAAGAAUCGCUUGACUUAUACAACCGCCUGAAAUCUAUAGAACUGGACAUAUCGUUUGUUAACGACAUGCACAAAGCUUACUGCGACAUCCCCAUUUUGCCAAACCUUCGCUGCGGCGCGUGGUAUACGGACCCAGACAUCAGAGCAACUGGCGAAGUGAAGGGCGGCUACUUCAAGUCCACCGAUGGGCACUAUAACGCGUGGCGAUUCAGUCUGAGACGUCCAAAUCUCCACCUUCUGCCUGUUGCCGCAGAGAAUGGAGGCAAAGGAUUGAUUCUCGUUGACUCGACAAGAGCAGGAAAGCGCUUCCCUGAUGCAUUGUCCAAGACCGUGCCGAUUUGGUGUGCCGUGCUCAACCGUGCUCUGCUUAUCCGCCGUUCAGCUCCAGGCUCAUCGAGCUGGGAUACCUCCCUGCACACUCCGCCCUCAAUUCCCACACAAGAGGCCGCCCAAAUCACUUCACGACUAGACGAGUGGGCACGAGAACUAGCUUGCUCCUCUUACUCGCUACCUGACCUUCCUCGACCACUUCGUCCGAUCUGGGUCACGCCAGCCCAUUCCGCGUUUCCACACCCCCCGCAAGAUUGCAUACCGAUAAUAUGUGCCAGUGCAAGCGCUGAAGGGUCUAUAGGGAGACGGGCGCAUGGCUUUUCAUAUAUUCAAGGUGCCGGAGACGACCACGAACUCUGGGGAAUGGGCUUGACCCCAGAGCUUUUUUGGCAACAUCGGACAGCGCUUUUGGGUGCCGAGCGUGCAGACCUGCCAUCGUUAGUCGCGCGACUCGUUUCCGGCCACAAGCCCUCGCCCGGCAUCUUCCACGGACCCACACCAAUCCAACAUGCUGGGUCACUUCUACUGCUUGCAGCAGCUGCAGAUAUCAAUGUUUUCGAAGAAGACGUCGCCUACGUUGUUGUCGGUGUCGACCGUGCAGAACAGCCGCUUCCGCGAGUCCUGUACCUCCCAAUCACCUGCAACACCAGAAAAUCACGCUCCGAUUCCGUCCUGCCCUCUCUCCUCCCUCGCUCGACCUCUUUUGCUACCCACCACCUGCGGCUGGGCCGUCGGGUCUGCUUCGUAUGCGACGAUGGCAGAGAUGUCAGCGUUGGAUUGGCGUUGGUGACACUGGGUCUGCUAUUUGACGACGCGGGAAAGCUGGCCUCGGACAAUACAGUCACCAAGGCCGCUCUCCGAACGCGGCUAGAGUGGAUCGUCGCGAGCAGGCCCGAGGCGAAUCCAUCGCGUGCAACUUUGAAGCGCGUGAACGAGUUUUUGAUGUCGGGCGCUUACACGGUCCCCAUGCUAUCGCAGGAUUCAAGUGUCUCGGAUCCAUGA